AUGUCCCUCCGACCCUUCCCGUGCCGCGCCGCGACACCACCAGAGGACAUUGACAUCGGGCACGUGCUGCUGGAGGCGCGCACGCGAUGGCUCAAGCCGGUGGAGGUGUGCAACAUUCUGCAGAACUUCCGCAAAUACGAGUUCCAGCUCAACCAAGAGCCACCCGCCAAGCCGCCAAGCGGGUCGCUGUUCCUGUUCGAUCGGAAGGUGGUGCGCUACUUCCGCCGCGACGGACACGUGUGGCGCAAGAAGAAGGACGGCAAGACCGUUCGCGAGGCGCACGAAAAGCUCAAGGCGGGCAGCGUGGACAUUCUGCACUGCUACUACGCGCACGCGGAGAGCGACGACCGCUUCCAGCGCCGCUGCUACUGGCUGCUCGACGGGGAGAACGAGAACAUCGUCCUGGUGCAUUACCGCGAAGUGGCUCAGGGCACGGGGCGGGCGCAUCAGUCCCCCCGCCACAGCACGGUGGACUCCAUGCCAAUCUAUGCCGGCCAGGGCCCCGACAUGAGCAUAGACGACCUCUCCGUGUCCGUGGGCGGCGGGAUGGGAGGUAUGGGCGGCGGCGGAGCUCGCAGCGCAGGCAUGGCGCUAAUGGGUGGGGGAAGCAGCGCGGCUGUCGCGGGUAUGGGCAGCGCCAGCGCCGCUGGUGCUGCUGGGGCUGGUGGUGGCGUUGGUGUUGGGGAUGUGGGCAGGAUGGGAAUGCAUACCCCCUCCACUAGUCGCUCUGGUAGCGGGCGCAUGAUGGGUCUCCCCUACGCCUCUAGCUCUGCCUCUGCUGGCGGAACUGCUGGGGGCGGGGCGGGCGGCGGCGGAGCAGGCAUGGGGGCGGGCGGAAGAGGGGGGGGCGCGUUUUCCAUGGAUAUUCCUGCGUCCCCUAGUCACGGGAACGAGUACUGCUCGUCGAACGCGGGCGGGAACGAGUCCGGGGCGUUCAUGGGCGGCGGGAGGCGCGGGGAGGAGGGGGAAGAGGACGAGUAUGAGAGCGGUUCAGAGCGGUUUGGUGAGGAGGGGGAUUCGGCUCUGAACUGGACGCAGCUGGAUAUGCAAGGGGGUGGGGGGAAGGGCGUUGGCGGCGGGAUGGACGGUGGAGGCCUGGGUGUGGGUCAGCAUCAACAGCAGCAGCAGCAGCAGGCAGUGCAGCAGCAGCAGGCAGUGCAGCAGCAGCAGCAGCUGAGGCUGCUUCAACAGCAGCUGCUGCAGCAGCAGCAGGGUCAGCAGGGGCAGCAGCAGCAGGCGGUGGCGGGGAUGACGGAUUUUAUGGGGCUGUCGUCCAGCUCUGUCAGCGCAUUGCAUGGCAGCCUGGGUGUGGGGGGGCCGGCCGAUCCCCUCUUGCAGCAGGUGAGACGGGUCUUACCCAAAGCAGGGGUGGCGGGGGGGAUUACGGAUUUUAUGGGGCUGUCGUCCAGCUCUGUCAGCGCGUUGCAUGGCAGCCUGGGUAUCACAGGGUCUGCCGAACAGCUUAUGCAGCAGUCAUCGCUGCUCCUGCAGACCCUUCCUCUCAACGAGGCGGGCAGAGAAGCAGCAUUCAGCGGAGGCGGCGCCUCCGGCUCCCCCCGAGCCAUCGCUGCCGCCACGGCCGCCGCAGCUGCCGCCAUAGCAGCCGCUGCAGCUCCGGCCGUACCUCCCGAGAGCUGGCUCGGCGCGUACCCUCCGGAGCUCCGAAGCUCGGGAGGCUCGGGGCGGCCGGGGUUCUCUAACAUGUUUGAUGAGAUGCAAACGGACGGGUCGAACAGGAGCUUGUCUGGGCUGCCCUUGCCUUUGAGCGGGAGCACGCCUAAGAGUGGCAGCAUCAUCCCUCAGAGCGGCAGCAUGCCCAACGAGCCUGCACUGUUCCGGAAACUGGACAGCUUUGGCGAGUGGAUCGAGGAGGUUUAUAAAGGGGAUGCUGGGGCCGGGGGCGGCGGGGGAGCAGGCGGGGAUGGGGUGGGGGUGGGGGAGGACGCGGUUAUGGGAGGGGGUGCUUUUCCUCUCUCUGCCUCUGGAGCCGGUGCAGUGGGCAGUAGCGGCGGUGGCGGCGGUUUUGGCAGUGGCGGCGGCGGUGGUCCUGGCAGUGGCACUGACGCGUUUGACAUGCGAAUCACCCAGGCUAUGCGUCGGUCUACCCCCACGCCCUCCCCUCUCUCUUCCCCCGAGCCAUUCCCCUCCUCCCCCACCUCCUCUGGUAUGGUCUCCCCCGCGUUUGGAGGCGCAGAGACGGGGUUGGAGAGGCAGGAAGUGAGUUUCAAGCUGGGGGUGAAGGAGGAGGCGGGAGGGGACGGCGAGGAGGAGGGAGGCGUGGGGCUGGGAGUCAGCAAGUAUGAUCUCUCCUUCAUGGGUGCGUCCCCCAUGCUCCCUCUGGGUAGCAUACCUUCGGCUGCUGCUGCUUCUGCAGCUGACUCGCCGCGGCCAAUGGUGACCUUUUCUAUUGCCGACUAUGCACCCACCUCUGCUGCCACUAUGGGUGGUGUCAAGGUGUUGCUAGCGGGUUCGGUCCAUGAUCCCCGAGGGACCCCAAGCCCCCACACGCGUUCCUCCCCCCGCGCCAGUCUUAGCGGGGGCGGGGGCAGUUUCGGUGCGGGUGGGCUUGGGGGGACGGGCAGUGGGAGCUUCGGUCGGGGGGAUACGGUGUGGGGCGUGCGGUGGGGGGUGACGUUUGGAGAGGUGGAGGUGGAAGCUGAGCAGGUUGUGCACGGUGUACUGCGGUGCGUUGCUCCCAUUCACAAGCAAGGGAGGGUUAGCCUGCGCGUCACCUGCACCCCUGCUGCUGCUGUGACUGUGACUGCUCCUGGGGACCGAAACAGAACCUAUGCCAAGAGUGGUCUUGGCAGUGGUGCUGGUGGUGCUAGUGCUGGUGCUGGUGCUGGUGGGGGUGGUGCUGGUGCUGGUGGUGCUAGUGCUGGUGCUGGUGGCGGUGGUGAAGAGGAUGGUAGCAGGCCGAGUUUAUCCCGUUUGUUUCUCUCUGAACGCGCUCUGCUCUCCCGCCUCCUCUGCUUCAUCUCCCGCAUCAACCGUGCCAGCCUGGCGGACGUCAGCGCUGACUGGGCAUGGGUGGAUGAGGCUCUGGCGUCCACGUCAGCAGCAUGCCCGGAUGAAGCCGAGUGGAGGGGCAGGCUGGAUGGGGGAAGGGGUGAGGGGGCGGCUGAUAGGGAGGGAAUGGGGGUGGAUAGAGAGGAGGAGGAGGAUGAGGAGGAUGAUGAGGAGAGAGAGAUGAACAUGUGGGGGUAUGGGAGUGAUGAGGAAGAUGCAGAUGAAUAUGCUCUCAGGCUUCAAUGUCAAGGAGGGGCUGAUACAGAGAGAGGAGGAGGAGCGGGAGGGGGAGGAGGAGGAGCGGAGGGAGGAGCGGCGGGGGUUCAGGGGAGUCCAGUGCGGUUGGAGGGCGUGCUGCUCCAGGCGCUGAUGCGGAAGCAUCUGGGCCGUUGGUUGGCGCUGAACAGCGAUGCAGCGAGGGAGGCGGGCAGGAGGGGCAUGGGGCUGGGUCUUGGGCAUCUCGUGGCGGCGCUGGGAUGGCCAUGGGCUGUGCCGCUGCUCAUGAGUGUGGGGUGGGACUUGAACGCAAGAGACAAGCGGGGGUGUACGGCUCUUCAUUGGGCUGCUGCUAAGGGGAGGGAAGCAAUGGUGGUGGCGCUGGUGGCAGCAGGCGCCAACUCCUCUCUGCUGGCGCGAGUGGGAGGGGUGGAGCGCACAGCAACAGACACAGCGUCAGCGUGCGGCCACACGGGCAUCGCAGCGUAUCUAGCAGAGUCGUCCCUCAACGCCUCCCUCUCCUCCAUGACCAUUCAGGACCAGCACCAGCUGGCCACCGACCCUUCUCUGCUCCAAUCCGCCGCUGCUGCCGGCCAUGCAGCCGUGGCUGCAGCAGCUGCUGGUGCCGCCGGUAGGGGUGUUGGUCCUGCUGCUGCUGGUGGUGCGGGUGGUCGUGCUGCUGCUGCUGGGGGUCUCCCAGGGGCGGCUCGUCCCGCUUCUGUCGCUGCGUCGCCCGACAUGCAAGAAACGCUGGAUGCAAUUCGGAGGACAGCGCAGGCUGCAACGUUGAUCCAGGAACGAUUCAGGAAGCACUCGGAGCGAAGGCGGCAGCAGCAGCAGGAGGAGGAGGAGCUUCGGGAGCAGGAGAGAGCAGUGGCGGCUGCAGCGGAGGCAGCGGCAGGGCUGGGGAUUGGAGGGGACGAUGAGCUGGAUGAGGAGGAGGCGAGGAUGCUGGUGGCUGCGAGGAAGAUUCAGAAUGCGUUCCGCGGGCACAAGAACUUCAAGCAGUCGGAGGCUGCAAGGAGCAUUCAGCGGCGGUUCCGCACAUGGAAGCACCGGAGGGAGUUCCUGCGGAUGCGGCAGCGCGUGAUCAAGAUUCAGGCGCAUGUGAAGGGCCACAUUCAGCGGGUGAAGUACAAGAAGAUGAAGUGGGGCCUUGGGAUCAUCGCCAAGGCGGUCCUGCGCUGGCGGUUCCGCCGCAGCGGCGUGCGGGGGCUCCGAGCCCAGCAGGAUGGCUGCCACUCCGACGGUGCAGAUGGCGCGCUGUAUGGUACUGAGGGUGGGGAGGGGGUGGGGAGCGGUGGGGAUGGGGAGGAGAGGGAGGUGAGCCUGGCGGUGAGUCGCAUGCAGGCGAUGGCGCAUUCUGUGGAGGGCCGGGCGCAGUAUUCUAGGAUGAAGCAGGCCCAGAUUGACAUGCAGCAGGAGAUUCAGAUGCAGCAGAUCCAGAUGCAACAGAUGCAGAUGCAGCAGCAGCAGCAGAUUCAGCAGCAGCAGAUGCAGCAACAGCAGCAGCAGAUGUUGAUGCAGCAGCAGGUACAGGAGCAGCAGUAUUCUGGCAUGUCUAGUUUUUCAAGUCAACAGCAGCAGCAGCAGCAGCAGCAGCAUGUGCCUGAUCUGCUGCAGCAAGCUCACCUGUUAACACAGCAGCAGCAGGGGUCAGAGCAGCAAUGGAACCAGUGA
Molecule: messenger RNA, 4905 nt
Organism: Closterium sp. Yama58-4
Lineage: Eukaryota; Viridiplantae; Streptophyta; Zygnematophyceae; Desmidiales; Closteriaceae
Source: the annotation of a GenBank genome assembly